CGCCCAACCAGCGUUCUUCCUUUAUUCCGUGUAAUUUUACUGGUUCGUCGAGGAUCUAGGAGCAGAGCCGUCGAAUUAUUGACCAACCACAGCCCUAUUGAACAUUCUGGCACCAACAUUCGGCCAAUGAUAAAAGGAAAUGGAGACAACAGAACAAGGAGAUGGACAGGUGCUGAGUAUGUCCAGUGAUCAAUUUCUUACUAGCGGCUUAUAUGGGCAAACUUCUGCAGAUGAUAGCUUGCCUGGAGUAGCAGAUGAUGAAGGGCCUUUAGAAGAGAAAGGAGCCUGUUCACCUCUGAGAGAACAGGACAGGUUUCUACCCAUUGCUAAUGUCGCUCGUAUCAUGAAAGAUGGCAUCCCUAAAUCAGGAAAGAUAUCCAAGGAAGCUAAAGAAUGUGUUCAAGAAUGUGUAUCAGAGUUCAUCAGCUUUAUCACAAGCGAAGCCAGUGAAAGGUGUCAUCAGGAGAAGAGAAAGACAAUCAACGGAGAAGACAUCCUGUAUGCCAUGUCAAAUCUGGGAUUUGACAAUUACGUUGACCCACUGAAAUCCUACCUCCAAAAAUACAGAGAGUCAAUGAAAGGAGACAAAGUCAUCCCUCAAGCUAGGCAAGAUGAACUUGGUGAUAUGUCUGCUGAUACAUUUGCAACUGAAUUGAUGUCAGGAGACCAGGCGGGUACACAAGUCUACCAGCAGUAUCCAUCCCAAGUACAGAUACAAUGACCUUUACGUGAUCCUUGAUUGGUGGUGUGCUGCCAAUUUGAUCAUCAUCACAAGUCGGACCAACACCUUGAACGCAGUUAGCUGUCAGAUUCACAUCUCAGACUGUAUCUUUUAUACAAAGAAGUCUAUACCCAGAUAUUGUAUUUUUACCAACAUGGAUUAGCAGGCAUGGGGCUGACGGCAUUUAUCUCUUUGGAGUUGGAUGGGUUAAUAGCUAGAAUAGACAAAUUUUGUUGUGCACUAGGUAGAAAGGCAUGAGGAAAGGGAUGCUUAUGCUUUUGCUAAUUGUACUUGUAUGUCAGGUAAACCUCUGGAAACUCAAUUUUGCCCAGUUUUGGGAAGCUUUGAUCUUGAUGCAAUAUAAUAGAUUUGGAAUUUUCAUUUUUAAUAAGGGCUCUUAGUUUUGGGACAACUCCAUUAACAUCCAUUGUGUGCACGCUUAGUACAGAACACUAUUUGAUUGUAUAUAGUCUAGCUUCAAUUCUUUUGUCUCUUUAUUCAUGUGAGAUAUUGAUGCUAAAUCCGUCAUCACCUCUUUGAUUGAGAAACAAAGACAUGUUGAUACUUUCACAAAGGUUUUUUGUUGUCAUGAACAUCAUUUUAGAUGGAAAGUCCAAAGAAAUUUGUAUAGUAUAUCAUAUAUGAGGCAAUGCACUUUGAGGUGGAAUCAUGCUCAAGUUGAAAGUCAUUUUUUAAUUCUUUGAAUCAGUUAUGAUUUAUGAUCUAUUCGACAUUUUUAGCAUGAACAAAAAAAUGUCUUACUUUACAAAUUGUUCAACUAAUUCUAGUUCACUCAUGAGUCUCAGGUUAAUUCCAAUUUUUAUUUUUUUCAUGACUUACUGGUAUCACAAACUGAGUUUUUCUUCAACAUUAAUGUCUUUGGAGAGUUUUGAUAAGAUGUAUACAAUGGCAAUGUUCGAAAUGGGUUUACACUAUGGAUUAAUUUCACACAGAAUAUCAUUCUGAAACAUAAGGCAAAUUGCUAAACUGAAAUGUUACAUCAUGUUUUAUUUGGAAAAAUUGAGAAUGGUGCAUGUUCAUUGUAGAAAGAAAUAAAAGACUAGAGCAGUAACCAGCA
Strongylocentrotus purpuratus (purple sea urchin) is the source of this 1799-nucleotide messenger RNA. RefSeq names its product CCAAT-binding transcription factor subunit A (gene nfyb). The record is from RefSeq and is a predicted model, not a curated record. Lineage: Eukaryota; Metazoa; Echinodermata; Echinoidea; Camarodonta; Strongylocentrotidae. The transcript is spliced from 8 exons. Bases 140 to 721 code for a protein of 193 amino acids. Gene Ontology annotation, biological process: regulation of transcription by RNA polymerase II. Gene Ontology annotation, molecular function: DNA-binding transcription activator activity, RNA polymerase II-specific; RNA polymerase II cis-regulatory region sequence-specific DNA binding; protein heterodimerization activity. Gene Ontology annotation, cellular component: CCAAT-binding factor complex; nucleus.